UAAACAAGAUGUCGGCCUACGAGAAAAGUCCCUCGAAGGGGAAAGCGCCCUCUCUCCAGGGAGGCUUGGGAGCCUCCCGAGCUGUAAUCCAGGCAAUACUGUCGCUCGCAGCAAAACAUCGUCGGACACAAUGGCCUGCUUUUCCCAUGGGACAGAGAACGAAAGGGACUUUCAAAAGCGCCUCCUCCUACCUCCUCCAACAGCUCAUGCACCGCUCCCGCUCUCCGGAUGCAGAAGUGGAGGCGCACCAUCAGAACGAAGAGGAGUCCGAAGAGUCCGAGGAAUCCGAAACGAUGAAUUUGGAGGAGGAGUUUGAUGGGAUCCUGAGAGAGGAGGCUGUGGCUGAGGCACUCGAUGAACUGGGGUGGUCAGGCCCUGGGACGGAGCAGGUCUACCUCAACCUGAAUUUAUCACACUGUGAUUUAACUGACAUCAGCAUUCUGCGUGACUAUAUUCACCUGCAGAAGUUGAAUCUUUCGGGAAACAAAAUCGAAGAUCUGUCUUGUGUGAGCUGCAUGCCUUAUCUUCUAGAACUAAAUGCUUCUCAGAACAAGCUGACUACCUUCUUCAAUUUCAAGCCACCCCAAAAUCUCAAGAAGGUGGAUUUUUCCUCCAACCAAAUUUUUGAAAUGUGUGACCUGUCGGCGUACAACACUCUCACUCAGCUGAUUUUGGACAACAACGAGAUAAAAGAAAUCAAUGGGCUAGAGAGCUGCAUCAGCCUGACCCACCUUAGUCUGGCUGGCAACAAGAUCACCACAAUUAACGGCUUAGGAACAUUACCCAUCAAAGUGCUUUGUUUGCGCAACAACCAGAUUGAGACCAUCAUGGGUCUGGAGGAACUGAAAGCCUUGCAGAAGGUGGAUCUGUCCUACAAUCAGAUCAGUAGCCUCCAGGGUUUGGAGAACCACGACCUCCUGGAAGUGAUCAACCUCGAGGAUAACAAGAUUGAGGAGCUGAGCGAAAUAGAAUACAUUGAAAAUCUUCCUAUCCUUCGAGUUCUCAAUCUACUAAAGAAUCCAAUUCAGAACAAAUCUGACUACUGGCACUUCGUAAUAUUUAUGCUGCUGCGACUGACAGAAUUAGAUCAGCAGAAGAUUAAAGUGGAAGAAAAGGUUUCUGCAGUGAAUAAGUAUGACCCUCCUCCUGAAGUGGUUGCUGUCCGAGAUCACAUGACCCAUGUUGUCAACAGCAUGUCGCAGCCACAAAGGAUCUUUGACAGCACCCUGCCAAGUCUGGAUGCCCCUUAUCCCAUGCUGAUCCUAACUGGUCCCGCAGCUUGUGGGAAACGAGAACUCGCCCACCGCCUCUGCAGACAGUUUAACACUUACUUCAGAUACGGGGCCUGUCACACCACGAGACCGCCUUACUUUGGUGAAGGAGACCGAGUUGAUUAUCACUUUAUCUCUCAAGAAGUUUUUGAUGAAAUGCUGAACAUGGGGAAAUUUAUUCUAACAUUUAAUUACGGUAAUCACAAUUAUGGAUUAAAUAGGGACACUGUAGAAGGUAUUGCAAGAGACGGAUUAGCAAGCUGCAUUCAUAUGGAAAUAGAAGGUGUAAGAAGUUUGAAAUAUUCCUAUUUUGAGCCUCGAUAUAUCUUGGUGGUGCCCAUGGACAAGGAAAAAUACGAGGGAUAUUUGCGGAGGAAGGGACUAUUUAGUCGAGCAGAAAUUGAAUUCACUGUCUCCAGGGUGGACGUUUAUGUGAAAAUUAAUCGGAAAUUUCCAGGAUAUUUUGAUGCAGUGAUCAAUGCAGAUGAUCUGGACAUUGCCUACAAAAAGCUAAGUGAUCUCAUUCGAGAAUACCUGGGAUUGACUGAGGAAGCUGCUAAGGGCUUGGCUCCAGCUGCAGAUAUUAAGAAAUCUUACCUGAAAUCUGGAGAUGUUCAUAGGAAGUCCGUUUCUUCCCAUACUGGUGAAUUCUUGGAUUCAACAGACAGAAACUACUAUACUAAAUUAUGGGCCAAACUUUCAUCCAAAAAGUCACCUGUGGAAAGAGAUUCUCUCCAAAGACAGCAUGAGACAGCCCGGCAGGCACUCAUGGGAAAGACGCCCCGUGGUCACACACUCCUGUUUCAAAGGGGUCCGGUACCAAUACCUACUGUCAGUGGCCUGCAGUAUUUUACAACAUUGGAGGAAAUACAGAAAAAUUUUGAGCUCUGUGAAGAUCACACUAAAAUCCCCUUUGGACCAUACCCUGAAAUGAGCAAGGAUCCCUAUAUUUCUAUGAGAUACUCUACAUUAUUUCACGCUUGUCCGUGGGCCAAAGAAAUUCCUUUUCAGCUCCCAGAGGGAGGGGCUUCUUCACGCCCAGGAUCGGCAGCAAGUGACAACGAAGUGGACCGGGCUUUGAAAGUGAUGCACAUACCAGCAUCUGCACAGGAAAAAAUUUUUGUCCAGCACAAAAAAUUCUCUGCAGCUCCAAUAAGUAACCCGGGUGCCAACACCAAACCUACCCUUCCUCCGAUACCACAUGGCCGCAGAUAGACCGGCACUGUGAGCGCUGAUCUUUGCAAAUAGACCAGCACUAUCUGAUCUGAACAUGAAAAAUGGAAAGCUUGUUCUAACAAAGUCCAGUCCUUCCUUCAUCUUAUACAGCCGUGGAUCUCAGCUGUUUCUGAUGUAACCAACUCAUGACUGAAGAAAGAGUCUAAAUCUCUCCAUCAAUUUAAAUUGUGAUUCUCUGAAGAGCAUCUUUUGCUUAUUUAUUUUUUAUUUGCGAUGUUAGUUAUUCUUAACCUGAAAAAUGUCGUUUGAGUUUUUUUCUUCCCUCAACCGAUUUCCCCAGGUGCUUCCUGUUCAGAGAUCUAAGAUACCAAAAUCUCCCAACAUUUUUUCAUUUUAUGCACAGUGUGACCUUUGGGUAUAUCCAACUGGGGUUGUAUGGUUCAGAUUUUCAUGACUAUGAUGAUGCACUCAAAAUAUUAAGUUUUUUAUUCUAAUUAUGAAAACAUGGUAGAACACCAUUUAACUUGUGACUAAUAUGAUAUCAACUGUACCUCUCAAAAGAAUUAAUCAAUAUAAUUUGGGGAGCUCUUUAGUACCACUAAGGAAUAAAAAAAUAUCAUAAUUAUUUUAUUUCA
Molecule: messenger RNA, 3082 nt
Organism: Peromyscus leucopus (white-footed mouse)
Lineage: Eukaryota; Metazoa; Chordata; Mammalia; Rodentia; Cricetidae
Gene: Lrguk
Product: leucine rich repeats and guanylate kinase domain containing
Exons: 20
Coding region: 9-2486 (825 amino acids)
Cellular component (GO): cytosol
Molecular function (GO): protein binding; GMP kinase activity
Source: RefSeq, a predicted model, not a curated record